AUGGAUGCAUUGAACAGUGUGUCUGUGCUGUGGUACAGGAAAUCCAAACCUCUGGGGAAGGUGAGACGACGGCUCCAAGACCUCCGCAUCCCUUCCUCCUCCUAUGAGUUUAUAGCCAGCAGACCCACACUGGACCUGAGCCACAACGAGAGUGCUCGACUUGCAGCUGACUCUCUGCUCAGCCAGGGCUUGGAGGGAUACCGUGAAGUGUUGAGGGCAGAAGGAGAAGUGGACUUUCUGUCAGAGCCAGAGAAGAAUUACAUCCUGGAAAAUAGGAGGGACAGCAACACAGAUACACCUGGUGAGCCACAUGAUGAUGACAAAGAGUUGGAGAGUUUGUCGGCUGCCUCCCAGUCUCCCACAUGGUGCUCUGAAGUGUCAACAGACAGUGAUGAUACUCUGGCAGAGUCAGAUCAGUGUCACCUGAAAGAUGUGACAUCCAGGGGUCCUGUGUUGGGUGAACACAGGAUUGAGGUUUUCUUCCCCUCCGACUGCAGAGCAGCCAACAUGAAAGACCUGGUUAGACAGUUCAUCAGAAAGGCUAAACUGGCCCUGGCCAUAGUGAUGGACAGCUUCACUGAUGUGGAGCUGCUUUGUGAUCUUCUGGAGGCGAGCAGGAAGAGAAAUGUGUCUGUUCAUCUUCUGUUGGACCGUCUCAACCUGAACCUGUUUGUUAACAUGUGGCAGGACCUCAAACUCAACAGUAAAAACUUUCCUAAACUGUCAGUUCACAGCGUCUAUGGGCAGACCUACUGUGCAAAGACGGGCAGGAAGGUGAAAGGUCAGAUUGCAGAGAGUUUUAUCAUCACCGACUGGACUGAGGUGCUGACUGGUUCAUACAGUUUCUCCUGGCUGUCCUGGCAGGUCCAUCGGAGUCUUGCUGUUCUUUUAAAGGGCAGCGCGGUCACAUCUUUCCUGCAGGAAUUCCACAGACUGCACUCCAGCUCCAAACCGGUCACCGGCUUCGUCACCUUUAUCACUUUGCCGCAAACUCUUUGCCGCCACUCCACAUCAUGUGCAGCUCAUCAUAACAGCACUGCUAUCAAUAAGCAAAAAUCAAAACAGACAGGUCUCCAUUGGGCUUGGAAUAAAAAUGCUGAAAACACUCAGACAAAAGCAGCAGGGACAGUUCUACUUAAUCCCCAGAGCCCAGAACCGGGUAUCAUCAGAGAAGAUAAACCUCAGCACAGAGCAGACAGUGGUUCACAAACACAAAGAAAACCUCUUCAGCUGUACUCAAAGCCUUUGGUUCAACCAGGAAUGGAGCAUAAGGUGCAGAGUGCAUCUGUGGAAAAGCCCAAAUACACAAUGGGAGCUGGAUGCACCAAGCUUGAUGAAAAAGAGAAGAGCCAAGACCAGAUCCAGAGUCACUCAUAUCCUCCCGAUCAGACCUACUUCUCACACAUUCCGUCUCAGUUUAACAUCAGCGCCACAGCUGAAAACAAUGCAAAGGUCCAAGAGUCAAACCCUCUGCACAUGGUCUCCCUCACACAUGGACAGCACAGGACUGCACGCUAUCAAACAGCUUUGAAGAAUUCAAAUCUUGGUCAUGCAGACGUGACUACUGAAGGGCGCUUCUUACCGACAAACCCUCUGGGGACUGCUGCAGACCUAAACGCCCAGAAAGGACAAUGGAGCUCCUCACACAAUUUUAAACCCAAAGUGGAACUUCCACAUGAGAAUCCUAAACCCCACUCGCCUACAUCGCAACAAAAACAAGCAGACACCACGCAUCUGCUUCCUUUUACCCCUCCAAGAGGACACACACCUGAUCUGCAAAACAAAUUCUCCUUUCUAGAAACCAGGAGGCAGGGUCAGCCACAGAGAUACUGCCAGCCCCCGCUCCAAUCACAAACCAGCACAGAGCCUCCAGGUCCAAUGAGAGGUCAUCUCAGGCCUCAGCUCCAGAAAGACCCUAAACUCUUUCUUCCAGGUAAAGCAGCCCAGAUGCAUCUACAGUCCCACUCUUCACAGCAGCUGAAUCCCCCUCCAAGACUAAACCGGACCCUCUGGAAACAUCACACUGCAGGAAGGCCCACAGCUGUGGAGCGCCACAGCUCCUUCAGGACCACCUACGGGAUGGGACAGAUGACAGGGGGGCAGCAUGGCUGGAGGCCUUUACAGAGCAGCAUGAAUGAACCGCUGAGAAGAAGCAAGAGCAUGAAUGAGAGACACACAGCAGGAUUCAAUCUAAACAGAACCUUUACCUAACCCUUUGUUGGUCACAUUUAUUCAUCCAGAAACACAGGAGCUACACUUAU
Messenger RNA from Archocentrus centrarchus (flier cichlid), 2261 nucleotides. Its product is annotated as protein FAM83H. NCBI's taxonomy places the organism in Eukaryota, Metazoa, Chordata, Actinopteri, Cichliformes, Cichlidae. Gene Ontology annotation, biological process: epidermal growth factor receptor signaling pathway. The record is from RefSeq and is a predicted model, not a curated record. Gene Ontology annotation, molecular function: protein kinase binding. The coding region runs from base 1 to 2211 and encodes 736 amino acids. The transcript is spliced from 6 exons.